UGCUCAUGAUCACCACUUGUGUUGCGGUCUGAAACAAAAUGAUUGUCGCUAUAGAUACCUAAUAUGACCUUUUACUUCUAGUUUAACGACGGAAGGCUUGCCCUCGGAAAACCAGCAUUGUCAAUGCACGCCGUCGGUAGACAAAACCUUUUUCUUGGUUUUGAAAAACUGAGGAUCGUCAAGGAAACCGCAUACUAAAGUCACUUUAAACUCAUUUGACAUGGACUUCACAUUUAAUAUCACAGACGAUAUACCACAAGGCAAAUAUGACAGCAGCUCUGUAAUGACGGCUGUUUGCUUAAUUUUGAUAUCCAUCUCCGCUGUUGUGGGCAAUUUACUUGUCUUGGCGGCCAUCGUUAUCAAACGAAAUCUUCGCACUAUAUCAGACCUCUAUUUGGCAAAUUUAGCGAUCGCGGACUUACUGCAGGCAGCUCUGGCCAUUCCACUUCGUGCCACAGUUCUACUCGGAAUGGGGAAACAACAAGCUCCAAUUCCUUGUUCAGUGGUUAUAUUUUUCACCCUUCUUUUUGGAGGUAUUUCAAACAUCAGCAUUCUACUAGUCAGCGUGGAUAGGUUUACAGCCAUCAAAUGGCCUUUUAAGUACCACACUUGGUUCACAAUGAAGGCUUUUGUCGGCUCUGUGAUCCUAUCGUGGUCGUCCAUGUUUUUGUUCGCAGCAUCACCACUGGUCGGGUGGGGACGAUCAGAUGACCCUUCACUAUCCCCCUCGUGCCGUUUUAGCAGCACAUUGGACAGAACAUACGUCGCAAUUGGAUACAUUUUCAUCCACGGAUUACCAUUAAUGACAAUCAUAACAGUCUAUUUCUUUAUCCUAAAGGCAUCCUUCAGACAUUCCCGCGCAAUCGCUGCGCAAGAGCUCAGUUUGCAGUUGAAUAAUUCCCAAUUGAAAGAAAAUUCUUUUACUUGCGGGGAACUCAGCACAAAUGGUGAACAGCGUCGCACAACAAAUGGCAACAACGGUCACACUGGACUCCCCCGUAUGCGCAUGCGCAAUCACGUCCGUAACAGUGGCAGAAGUGGUAAAGGUGCCCGUAUGAUCGCGAUCUUGAUAGGCGUGUUCAUUAUUCUUGUGCUGCCAAUCAUCGUGAUUGACGUGGUAGAGAUGUGGAAGCAGUCUUCCGCUCCACCAAUCGUAGUUAACAUUGCAAUAUGUUUGAUUUAUACUAAUUCUGGAGUGAAUGUUUUCAUCUACGCCAGUUGGAACGCAGAAUAUCGAAGAAAUUUUCAUCGUAUUUUGCACGCUCUAUGGAAGGUAGUAACCAGUCCCUGUUCGUGAGUUUGUGGACUGAAAAACUCUACUGUUCUCAUUUACCUAAGAAACUGUUUAACAAGUAACUAGAGCCAACUAUUCUGCCGUAACCGGCAUUUGAGCCGCACAUAACCUUGAUGAUUUUUUUUAACUUUGAAAGGAAAAAAAAAGAUCAACAAGUUCAUGUGGGGGAAAAGACUUAAGUAUCUUAGCGUAGGUGAAUUGCACCCGGUGUUUUAAUAGGUUCGGACCCGCAAAAUGAGUAGCCCUGCUUGGUGAGAAGGUCCAUAGCAAAAGAAGACCCUGUCCCUCUUAACCUGCAGGUUUUCGCAUCCUGCAGUUGCUCUCAUUCCGCAGGUCUUUUAAUCCCGCAGACUUUCUCAUUCUGCGGGCUUUUAAUUGUCAUCCAGCAUGUCUUCUCAUCCUCCGGGCCAAAUCCAAAUGACCUUAAAUUCUUGCAGGAAGUGUCUAAAUAAGGCAGCUGUUUCAUGCUUAGAGGAAGCUGAUUCCAUAAAUGUUUGUAAGAGAUCGAAUGUUACUUCGACAGGAGAAUCACCAAUUUGAAUAUCGAGUUUGUUGAAGACAAUCACAGACAAAAUUGUGCACUGAAGAUGUUUUAAUCUGGUACGUGAUCUUCUGUUAGUCGGUACAGCUGUAAAUUAUAUAAAGCAGAAAGCUAGAGACUCGAAACCGAAACAAAUAUUGAAUUACAAGAAAAAUAACACAAAAGCGACGACUCUCAUAUUUUUGGGCAUCUCCAGGCUUAUAAAACGUCAACAUCAAAAGGUAAUAGAUGAUCGAACAAACAAACUUUCGCCUACACACAAAACAGCGCACAACACAAUUUUUCGAGCACAUGGUAGUCGCAGAAAUCAUGUGAUCCGCACAAGGGGGUAUCGGAGGGGCAAACUGUCCCUAACACAGUUGUUUAGAGGAAUUACUGAGAAUUAUGGCUUUAACUUUUGAGAAGUUGACUGUCAAGUGGGCAGAAACGAACCAAGAUAAUAGUUAAUGAAGAUCGUGAUUAAGAGUCACUAUCAAAGCUGUAGCGUUGUUGCCUUGAGCGUAGGUAGUGAUGUAAUCAGUGCAGAGUCACAGAGAGAAGAUAUGAACGCUGAGAUUUAGGUCUUGUACGAAAAUGCUGAGAAUAGCUUGGUCCGAAAAGACUGCAAACUAAUAACAGUAUCAUCUACUCUUUAACCCAACACCUAAAAGCAAUUUGCUAAAUCAAGUUUAAUUUCCUUGUUUAAUUUUUACUGCUAAAAUAUAUUACGUGGUGCCAAUUGUUAUGGCAGAAGAAAUCGCUUAAUUAAUACAAAGCCUCGACACAGGCUUAAAAUAUUUGUAUAUCAUUUUACCCUAUCGGAAAAUGUCUUUUACACUGGGACAACCACGUGACAUUCCCUUCAUCAACAUCACUUGGACGUGGUUUUGAGUGGGACAACUUGCGAUACGUUACUAAUUAUCAGUACACUGUCAUGAUUAUCACCGAGUGCCUCUGAUAUCUUCUGGACAACGUGUACGAAGUGAUAAAGCGAUGCUUGAAAUUAA
This is a messenger RNA of Stylophora pistillata, 2821 nucleotides long. RefSeq names its product octopamine receptor beta-2R-like. Gene Ontology annotation, biological process: G protein-coupled receptor signaling pathway. The record is from RefSeq and is a predicted model, not a curated record. NCBI's taxonomy places the organism in Eukaryota, Metazoa, Cnidaria, Anthozoa, Scleractinia, Pocilloporidae. Gene Ontology annotation, molecular function: G protein-coupled receptor activity. Gene Ontology annotation, cellular component: plasma membrane.